Danio aesculapii is the source of this 2971-nucleotide messenger RNA. RefSeq names its product LHFPL tetraspan subfamily member 3 protein. The record is from RefSeq and is a predicted model, not a curated record. Gene Ontology annotation, cellular component: plasma membrane. The transcript has 4 exons. Gene Ontology annotation, biological process: sensory perception of sound. Bases 1675 to 2349 code for a protein of 224 amino acids. Lineage: Eukaryota; Metazoa; Chordata; Actinopteri; Cypriniformes; Danionidae.
UCUGCUAUGCGGACGGGAGUGACAGACGCAGACUGAAUAUUCGGGUGUGCCUGAAAUCUGCGCUGUUCGCUCGAGCGCGCCUCAUUGACAUCCACACGCGCGGAAUGAAUGUUCUCAUCCCCGCUUUUUUGCACUGAGUCGACAUCACUUUGGUCAGGUGCAGUGUGUUUUCUUGCUCCGAGAUGUGCGCGCAGGAUUAAAUCGGAUGGAGCAGUGGUGCGCCGUUAAGCCAGAAGCCGAGAGGAGAGCGAUAUUUGCGUGUUGCAACUGUCUGUGCGUGUAAAUCUGAGAAGAAUGGACACGCAAAAUAUGAUGCAGUGCAAGUGUCGUCAUCCCAACAUCCGUUAUUUCUGUUAAACGCAACAGCACGGCGAGAUUGAUCACGGAAAAUCCGUCUUUUCCCAUAGUAGCCUCGUGGAAACGACCAUUUGGACUGUACAAGGUAGAUUGUUGCUUAUAUAAAUGUACCUUUUAGUAUAUAAAUGUCUCAUUCGCACACCAUCCAAGUAUUAAUUUAUUCGGGUCGUCAUUAAGUAUUCAUACUGACAUUUGCGUUGGGAAUAUUAUCUGUGAUGCGCUGGAAUGCGUCGUCGUCAUAUGAGCUGUGUUUUCCUAUGAGUUUAGUCAUUAUUUUUUUGCUGUCCCGAGUGUGAUUAUUCACCUUAAUGAGAUUGCUUGGCUGAAUGAUGCGGAUGCACAGACACUGAAUGAGAGGAGAGCUGGAAGAGAACAUCAUUGGAGUCACGGACAGACAGCCACAUCCACGCUGAACGAAUCACUGUGACAUCUGGCACCAAAACUGCUUAGUCUGUCGAGACAUCUGUGAGCUGUUCUGUCUAUACUUGAGUUUAGCUGGUACCCUAGAAUACAUCCAAAAAGAACCGAGUCCGGACUGAAAAUACAGAGGACCAAAAGUCCAAACUAACUGCUGAAAGGACAGAGUCUAGACUGAAACUACAGAUGACCUGAACCUGGACUGAAUCCAGAUAGGAUCGGAAUCCAAGCUGCCUCCGAAAAGGACCAGAUCGGGAGUAAAUGCAGAUAGGAUCUGAAACCACAAUACAUCCAUAAAGGAGCUAAAUCUGUACUGAAUCCACAUUCUGGAUACAUUUUGCAUCCACACUGAAUCCAUAAAGGAUCUAAAUCUGGACCACAUCUGAAACCAGACUUGAGUGCAGUUCAAACUGAAUCCUGAUUAAUCAAGAUUUAAUUCAGAGCAAAAUCCAGCUUCAAUCCAGACAGAAUCCAUAAAGGAUUUGAGUACACUUUGAAUCCACAUUGGAUCUAAAUGAAAGCUGACAUUACAUCUAGAGUUAUUCUAGAGCAAGAUUUAAUACAGGGUCUGAAUCCAAGGAAGACCUAAAUCUGAAUUCAGAAAGAAACAAUCUAGAUUAAUUCCAGAUCAGGCUUGGCUCCAGAUUUAACUUAGAAAGGAACCUAAUCCAGACUGAAUCCAUAAAGGACCUACAUCUGGACUAAAUCCAAAUCGGAUCUGAGUGAGGUCUGAAUCCACAAAUUGAAUCCUAUUUCUAGAUUAAAUUUACAUAAUCCAGUCUCAAUCCAGGUAGGAUCUCUAUUAUCCAGAUUAAGGAACUGCGAACUGAAUCCAGUAUAAAUACAGGGUAAAGAGGACCUGAGUCCUAAACUUGAAUCCAUAAAGUUCUGAAUCCAUCUAUGAUCCCUGGCACACCUGCAACAAUGCUCCCAGCCACAGAGGCCGCCAAGAUCUACCAGACCAACUACGUCAGGAACUCUCGUGCCAUUGGGGUCCUGUGGGCCAUCUUUACCACCCUCUUCGCCAUUGUCAACGUGGUAUGUUUCGUUCAGCCCUACUGGAUCGGGGACGGCAUGGACACACCACAAGCUGGCUACUUCGGCCUCUUCCACUACUGCAUAGGGAGCGGGAUGUCCCGAGACCUGACGUGCCAGGGGAGCUUCACUGAGUUUAGCUCCAUCCCAUCCAGCGCCUUCAAAGCGGCAUCUUUCUUCAUUGGGAUGUCCAUGGUGCUGGUCCUCUCGUGCAUUGGCUGCUUCGCCCUCUUCUUCUUCUGCAGCACAGCCACUGUGUAUAAGAUCUGCGGGUGGAUGCAGCUGGCAGCAGGUACGUGUCUGGUGUUGGGCUGUAUGAUAUAUCCUGAUGGCUGGGAUGCUGAUGAGGUGAAGAGGAUGUGCGGAGAAGGGACGGACAAAUACACUAUCGGAGCAUGCUCAGUGCGCUGGGCGUACAUCCUGGCCAUUAUGGGCAUCCUGGACGCCCUCAUCCUAUCUUUCCUGGCCUUCGUGCUGGGCAACAGACAGGAUGGACUCAUGUCCGAGGAGCUGCUGGGAGACAAAAGUGGAAACGCAUAGAUGCCAGAUACACUCAGGUGUUUCUGUCUUGUUUAAGGAAAAUCAUUAUGUGAAAUCACAAUCCAGCUUUACCCAUCAUCCUGAGGGCAGGAAGCCUGACUGCAACAGUUUGGGGGGAAAAAAAACAUUUCAGCAAAGGAUGCGAACAGGGUGAAUGGAGUUUGGAACGCACUGCUUUUCUCUUUAUAUCCCCACUUUUCACUUCACUAUCUGGAAUUGCUUCUCAACAAAUCCCUACCCUAGUUUAUUUACCGUGUUCUGUGCUACUAACAUGAUAGGGCAGCUAAUGCACCGUUUAGAAGCAACUUUGACUGAAUGUUAUUUCAUUUUAUGUUCUGUCCUCUUCUUCGGGCCUGCAUUAUAAUAAUGUUAAUAUUUUGGGAUUUAGAAUUACUGUAUAACACUGUUCUAUUUGACUGGAUUCUCCAAAUAUACUAACAUAGAAGGAAACGCUGAAAGCUUUGAAUCCUGGGAUGUACAAACUGCGACAUAGAGACAUUUCAGGCCUGUAGAAACAAAACAAAAAACGGCAAAGAGAGACACUCAAUCCACUGAGAGCCAAUUAAGAUGUAAGUGAUCAUUUAUCGGGUUUCAAAUGUACACUUAUUUCACCACGACACAA